CUCGCACGAUCUCUUGCAGCGAACCUGAAUUCCGUGGCGGCCCUGCAGGUCAACUUCUUCCUCGCCGCCUACGGACUCAUCAACUUCUCCGCCUUCCAGUCGAGCUUCAUCAGGCUCCCCGGCUGGCGUCCCUCCUUCACGUUCUAUAACCAGUGGCUGAGCCUCGUGGGGACGGGGAUAUGCGCGGCCGUCAUGUUCCUCAUCCAAUGGGGCGUCGCCCUCGCCACGUUCGCCGUCACGCUCAUCCUCUACCUCUACGUGUCCUACAGGCGGCCGGAUGCGAACUGGGGCUCGAUCACCCAAGCGGCCGUGAGCGUGAACGCGUUGAGAUACGUCCAAGGCAUGAACAAGGUGGAAGACCACGUGAAGACCUACCGGCCGCAGGUCCUGGUCCUGGCCGGCCACCCCGGCACUCGACCCGCCCUCAUGGACUUCGCCCAUCUCAUGACGAAGUCUUCGGCCCUGCUGGUCGCGGGGCACGUCGUCCGGGAUCCGCUCAGGUUCAAUCACAGGAUGCUCUUCAUGCAGAGAGGUUACGACUGGAUGCGUCGUCACCGCAUCAAGGGGUUUUACGACCUGGUCGAGAACGAGCGCUUCGACCUGGGUGCCAGGGCGUUGAUGCAUCUGUCCGGGCUGGGGAAA
This is a messenger RNA of Darwinula stevensoni, 642 nucleotides long. The record is from the annotation of a GenBank genome assembly. Lineage: Eukaryota; Metazoa; Arthropoda; Ostracoda; Podocopida; Darwinulidae.